Messenger RNA from Esox lucius (northern pike), 1477 nucleotides. RefSeq names its product cilia and flagella associated protein 298 (gene cfap298). NCBI's taxonomy places the organism in Eukaryota, Metazoa, Chordata, Actinopteri, Esociformes, Esocidae. The coding region runs from base 384 to 1250 and encodes 288 amino acids. The record is from RefSeq and is a predicted model, not a curated record. The transcript has 7 exons. Gene Ontology annotation, biological process: regulation of cilium movement.
GACAAUGAUGAAUUUUACUGAUUCUCUUUUAUAGCGAUAGGUUUGGUCCGUUUUUCACGCUUUCAGAUUCACUCAUAUCCAUGACUAUCAAUUUGCCUGUAAAUGUUUGCCAAUUGUGUGUGAGUAAAAAGUCAACGUUCAGGUUAUUAGCUACAGUAGCUGUGGCUGAAGUGUCUCUGGGAGGUUUGUGUGGAGUUGCUAUGGUAACUUCUGGUGGUAGUACUUUCUAGACUAGUAGUAAGCUAGCCAGCUAAAUUCGCCGACGUAGUCUAGCGUGUAUACGUGUUAGCUAAACAUAGUACAUCAUAUUUUACCGUUUAAGCUUCAAAACUGACUAGUGAGCAGCUAGUUAUCGAAUACGUCAGACAUCACUGCAGAGAAUAAUGGUGCAGCUUCACGUGAAGCGAGGUGAUGAGAGCCAGUUCCUGUUCAACACUUCUGUAGACGUGCCGUUGGAAACUCUGACCGAGCAGGUCGCAGUCAUCUACAACGCCAGGCUGAAGGUAGACAGGAUAUGCUCAGAGUUACCCGAGCUGGCGGACCACGGCAUAGCAAUGCCGCCGAACAUGCAGGGCCUCACAGACGAGCAGAUCGUUGACCUGAAGCUGAGAGACGAGUGGGAGGAGAAAUGUGUACCUAGCGGAGGACCCGAGUUUAACAAGGAUGAGAUUGGAAGGAGGAACGGACAUGCCCCUAACCAGAAGAUGAAGGAGGUGCUGAGGAAGACCAUGGAGGAGGCUAAGGCACUCAUCUCUAAGGUCCUGGCUGGUGUGUGUGUAACCAUGGAGACAGUGAAGGAGGCUUUGGACCAGCUUAGGGGAGCGGUGAUGAUCGUGUACCCCAUGGGCUUGCCUCCUCACGACCCAAUCAGGAUGGAGUUUGAGAACCAGGAGGACCUGUCUGGAACCCAGGCUUCCCUGCAGGUGAUCCCAGCGGAGGAGGCCCAGCUGUGGUGGGCAGCCAAGGAGAUGCAGAGAGGAAAGAAACUUCAGGACUACAUCGGAAAGAACGAUAAAACCAAGAUCGUCGUAAAAAUACAAAAGAGAGGCCAGGGGGCGCCAGCUAGAGAACCUCUGGUCACAGAGGAGCAGCAGAAACUAAUGAUGGCUCACUAUUACAGGAGACAGGAAGAACUGAAGAAACUGGACGAGGUAGAGGACGACAGUUAUCUCCGCUCAGACUGGUCAGACAGACAGGCCUUGAAGAGGCAGUUUCAGGGUCUCAGCAACAUCAAGUGGGGGCCCAGGUAGACCCACAACCACGGAGACACACAUGCUAAUGAAAUCACACACAGGAACACACCAGUGAUGCCUUAACCCCAUGGGCUGUUGUUCUACAGAAACCUCAGAAUCUCACAUUUUCUGGUUCUCUCAUGUCAUUAAACUGUUUCUGUACAUUAUCUUUGUUCAAGCUUUGUCCACAUGACGGUGUCAUUGAAAUUUGACGUUGACUGUAAAUAAAAAUGUAUUUUGAUCAA